AGCAGGGGGAGUGGGAGAAGUGGAGGCGCUGGGAGGAUUGUGUGAAAGGAGUGCAGGCCAGCGAGGGAGACAAAAGAGGCUGCGGCUGUAUUGAGUGAGCUGGUGGUGUGUCCGUCUACGAAGCCCACAAGCUUAUAACCGCAUCCCCCCCACCCCCCCUUUCUCUUCCUCCCCCACCUCCUCCUCCUCCUCCUCCCCACGCUGGCCUUUAUGAUUCACACGGAGACAUAUCGAAGAAGGAGACCAUUAUAAGCACCGAAUCGUUGCAAGCGGAGUUGAGGACUGGAGGAAGAGAGAGAGAGAGAGAGCUCCCUGUGACCGGGUUUCCUCUCAUCUCCGCCCCGGCCCUUUGCUGCUCGUUGAGCUCGGCGCGGCGCGGCGUGGCGUGGCGUGGGGCUGGAGAUAUAAACCCAGAACAAAGGAGCCUUGAGCAGGGGAAGGAGCGAGUCGAGACUAGCUCUGCCAUUAUCUUUUUUUUUUCUUUUUUUUUUUUUGAAACCCGGCCAAAUGCCUCUGUGAGAGCCACAGCGGCACGUCGGUUCGCUUGGUGUAUUUUUUGUUUUGUUUUGUUUUUUUUCCGCGACGGAGGUCUUUGGGUCCGAAAACGGAGACAAACACAGGAAGGAGGAAUUAAAAACAAAACAAGACGAGACAAGACGCACCGGGAGACGAGCACGUCGGCGGCUACAAUGUUCCCCCAAAACCGACCAUCGGCGCCUCUUCAGCCACCCCCGGGGUCUUCAGCCUCAGUGGUGGCGGCAGCAGCUGCAGCAGCGGCAGCAGCCUCAGGGACUCCACAGUCACUGAAACUAACCUAUCCAGAAACUCUGGACCGCAUCAAGGAAGAGUUUCAGUUCCUGCAGACACAAUACCACAGUUUGAAACUGGAGUGUGAGAAACUGGCCACAGAGAAGACCGAGAUCCAAAGACACUACGUUAUGUAUUAUGAAAUGUCCUACGGCCUUAACAUUGAAAUGCACAAACAGACAGAGAUUGCCAAGCGGUUGAACGUGAUCUGUGCUCAGCUCAUCCCCUUCCUGUCGCAGGAGCACCAGCAGCAGGUGGUCCAGGCCAUGGAGCGCGCCAAACAGGUGACCAUGGGGGAGCUAAAUGCUUCGAUAGGGGUACGUGGGCUCCCCCCUCUGCCUCAUAGCCAGCAGCUUCAGGCUCAGCACAUCUCCCAGCAUGCCCAGGGCUUGCCAGUCGGCCCACACCCAUCAGGACUGCCCCACCCCAGCCUGGCGCUCGGCGGGGGCUCCGGCCUGCUCGCCCUGUCCGGGGCUUUGGGGGCCCAGCUCGCAGCCAAAGAUGAGAGGGCGCACCUCGAGGCGGCGGCGGCGUCCGCCGCUGCAGCCGAGCACCACAGAGACCGGGAAGCCGGACCAAGCUCCCUGUCCAACGGGGAUAAGGGUCGCCCAACAGACUACCUCAGCAACGGCAAGAAGAGGAAAGCCGAGGAGAAGGAGUUCAUGACAGACUAUGGCAGCGAUGCGGAUAAGAGCGACGAUAAUUUGGUGGUGGAUGAGGACCCAUCCUCCCCCCGCAGCGUGCAGUCCUACUCGUCGAGGGAGAACGGUUUAGACAAGAUCCCCCCGUCCCGUAAGGAGGGGCCCCCACAGGCCAGCCCCACCUCCCUGGCAUCAUCAAGCAGCGCUACCUCGCCCUCUCGAGGCAAAGAGCCCCCACAGAGAGAGAAGUCUAGCACUCCCGGUAUGAAGCCAGGGACCCCCAUGUCUCAGGAGUCCAACACCCCAGGACCAAGCGGCCCGCCACCGUUCAGACCUGGGCCAGGAAAGCCCGGCGUCGACCCGCUCGGUAAGCACGCCACGUCCGUGAGGCUAACGCAGCUUUAACGGUAACCCUGGGCCUGUGAAUAAGGUGACGUCCUCCAUCACCCCAAACUCUCACAAAGCAAUCUGCACACAGCACAUCAUUAAAAAUGGGAAUUCACUUCUG
Messenger RNA from Fundulus heteroclitus (mummichog), 1956 nucleotides. Its product is annotated as transducin-like enhancer protein 1. Gene Ontology annotation, molecular function: protein binding; transcription corepressor activity. Gene Ontology annotation, cellular component: transcription regulator complex; nucleus. Gene Ontology annotation, biological process: negative regulation of canonical Wnt signaling pathway; regulation of DNA-templated transcription. Lineage: Eukaryota; Metazoa; Chordata; Actinopteri; Cyprinodontiformes; Fundulidae. The record is from RefSeq and is a predicted model, not a curated record. The coding region runs from base 690 to 1853 and encodes 387 amino acids. The transcript is spliced from 12 exons.